Molecule: messenger RNA, 426 nt
Organism: Phragmites australis (common reed)
Lineage: Eukaryota; Viridiplantae; Streptophyta; Magnoliopsida; Poales; Poaceae
Exons: 2
Coding region: 1-426 (141 amino acids)
Source: RefSeq, a predicted model, not a curated record
AUGAGGGCACAGAGCGACUCGUGGUUUACGGAAUACCUACUGCGCAUCGGUGGUGACACCGAGGAGGCCAAUGGUGAUGGCGACGUAUAUCUUCCUGAUAAUAUAUGCGUGCCGUAUACAAGGGAGGACACGGACCUUGAUAAACUGAUAGACAACUUUAAAAGGAAGCAGUUUCCUAUCAGGCUCAACUUCACCAUGACAGUCAAUAAGGCACAGGGGCAUACCAUCCCCAACGUCGGUAUUUACCUGCCCGAGCCGGUGUUCUCUCAUGGUCAGUUAUACGUUGCGCUAUCUAGAGCUACCGCCAGAGCGAACAUCAGGAUCCUCGCCGUCACAGCUGAUGCAAAAAAAAGAAAGAAGAAGUGCUCAAAGCAAAGUGAGACAUAUACGAUGAACAUCGUCUAUAAAGAGGUCCUUACGACAUAG